GGCGCCGCGGGCCAUACCCACGGAGACCCUGGGCUAGAGGGUGAGCCGGGGCACACGGGACGGGACUAUCCUGUCACCGGAACAGGCGCCCGGCCAUGAGGAACACGAGCAAAGAGCUGCACGGCGCCUCGCAGCGCUACGCUCCCUGCGAUUGGUAUUACCACCUCCCCAUGAAGCGGUCCGAGAAGGCUGUGGAUGCCCCACCAGCAUCCCAGAUCCCAGGUCUCAGCAAUUUGGGGGAAUCCCAAAAUGGGAACACGCUUGGGAUUCGGAGAUACUGGAUAAAAGAAACGGACUCGGAAUACGUGAAGCUCGCAAAACAAGGCGGCAGGCCUGAUUUGUUGACACACUUUGUCCCUGGGACCAGGAAAGGCUCCCCGGUGGCCUACUCCCUAGUCCGUGCUGUCUCCAUGCCAGAUUACAUGGUUUAUGAAGAAUUUAACCCUGACCAAACCAACGGUAGCUAUGAAUCCAGGAGAGGGCCCUACGACUUCGACAUGAAAACGGUUUGGCAAAGAGAGGCUGAGGAACUUGAAAAGGAGAAAAAAAAGGUGAGGCUACCAGCCAUUAACUCAAAGUAUCUGAGCAAAGUGGGGACUCCACUUGGCCCUAAAGACCCUGCAGGAAGUCGGCUGUCCUUCCCACCGAUGCCUGGUCAAAAAACCAGUUCACCAACAAACUUUUCCAAACUUAUCAGCAAUGGUUACAAGGAUGACUGGUUACAGAAACAGCAAGCGGAUUCAGACAGGAGAACAACCCCAAGGACGUCCAGGACGUCGGUGUCAUCUCAGUCCACACGAGACCCUGAAGGGCCCCAACAUGCAGAGGUGCCCCAAGACCUGGAGGCUCCUGAAGGCUCUGAGAAAGUUCAAGAGUCUUCACCAAGCCAGGAAGCACCUCCAUCUGCAUCAACACCAGCAGAGCUAAAAUAAAUCCUGAUUCAAUAUGUAUUUAGGUAACUUAAAUGGCUAACUAUGAUAUGACUAUGUUACAGCUAUAUUUAUAAGGCUCCUGUUAUAUCUUAUUAAUAUAGAUUCUUAUGGAAUAAUUUAUCUUGCAGCAGAUUUGAUAUCAUUGCAGCAUAGAUGGUGCAAGUGUUAGGUUUUGUCUCUUGCAUUUCUCUGGGAUGUUAAACCGGUGGUCACUAAACACAGCUAAGGCCUCUUGCACCCUUGGCCUUGCUGGCCUGCUGAUAUCCCAGUGUCUCAGAACCAAACACUUCCUCCCUGUCAUCAGCUAACAUCACCUCCUGUGUGAAGCACUGCUGGGUGGCUUUUCUAUUAGACCCUUAACUAGAAAAAACUCACAGAACAAGCUUUAAGCCUUUUCCUCUAUUUGGUCCUGUAAUCCUUAUAGAAAUAAUUUCCCUGUUACAAAAAAACUUAAUUCCAGAAUAUGGUGAUAUAGUUUAUGUUAAGAAAGAGAUUUUAAUUUAUUAUGCCUUGAAGUUUUAAACAUUAAAUAUAAACCAUUGUAACAUUUGCUAGCUUUCAAUUUUUGCUAAUACUUUUUGCAUAAACUGAAGUCCAGAAUAUUUAACAUUUACUAUUUUGUAUCUUUAAGUAAAAAUAUGUUAAAUUUUAAUAUUUAAUUUAGUAGGCUUAACAAAAUCUAAUAAUAAGACUGAAUUCUCUUGUUUUAUAAAUUUUAUUAUUGUUUAUAACUAGCAUGAAAUGUGGUUAUAUAUUUUGUACAUUUAAUUCAUUAGUAAAAUAAUUUUCUGCAGGAAGGUUUUGGAAAGCCAAAUAAGGUCACAGAUAUUUUAGCUUCUUUCCCAGAACAAACAUCAUGCACUUGCUCACCUAAAAUGUAAGGUUCAAAUUAGUUCUUUAAAUUAGAUACUUAAUUGAGCGUAUAUAUCUGUAUUGCUUGAUCAAACUGAUACUUCCAUGGGAGAAUGUAUACACUGUGUGAAAAAUGUGAAUGGCUGUAUGUACUGAAUAAAAAGAAUAUGCUAUUAUAGUAAAAA
This is a messenger RNA of Galeopterus variegatus (Sunda flying lemur), 1969 nucleotides long. RefSeq names its product chromosome unknown open reading frame, human C7orf57. NCBI's taxonomy places the organism in Eukaryota, Metazoa, Chordata, Mammalia, Dermoptera, Cynocephalidae. Bases 96 to 932 code for a protein of 278 amino acids. The record is from RefSeq and is a predicted model, not a curated record. The transcript has 9 exons.